Molecule: messenger RNA, 2064 nt
Organism: Passer domesticus (house sparrow)
Lineage: Eukaryota; Metazoa; Chordata; Aves; Passeriformes; Passeridae
Gene: TCAIM
Product: T cell activation inhibitor, mitochondrial
Exons: 11
Coding region: 285-1754 (489 amino acids)
Cellular component (GO): mitochondrion
Source: RefSeq, a predicted model, not a curated record
GCGCUCGGAGCACUGCCGCUGGUUCCCUUUCCAGCAGUGAGCGUGUCGCGUUCACCCGAGCUAAUUCUCUGAGCGCUGUCGUCUUGUUGGUUUUCACGGUGUUUUCUCGGUGCUGCCUCAAGUGUGGGUGAACACCUGAGACAGCAGCGGGGUGGCGGCGAUGUCCGACCCGGGGGUGCCAAAGGCUUCUGCGACAUAAUUCGUGUUUGGUUGUGUUUCGGCGCGUUUGUCUUUGAGUGAGUUAGUGAAUGGCUGAAAUUUGGCUCAACCAUUAAGUUGCUGAAAUGUUUUGCUGCUUGAGAACCGUGAGAAGGUUGUGUCUGGACAAGAUAUUGCUGCAGUGCAUUCUUCAGUCAAGAACUUUGUCAGGCGCUGAUGCCAUCAAUGCUCUCAGACCUUUCUAUUUUGCUGUGCAUCCCGAUUUCUUUGGCCAGCAUCCCAAAGAGAGGGAAGUAAAUGAAAACUCUCUGAAGAGGCUAAAUGGCUACUUGGAGAACCUACAGAAACCAGGAUUUCGUUCCUUUAAGCCAACUCAGCUUACUUUUUAUGUAAGAGAAAGAGAACCAAACUCUUCUAAUGUUCAGGAAUCCUUCAGUGCUUCAGGGUUUCGAGCAGUCAGUUUUACGUUACAUACUCGGGAUCUCCUGAGCACAGUACUAGAUAUUCUCAACUCCUGCAGUUUAUCUACAGAGCAUGUUCAGAGUUUGAAUGUGAACUCUCAGCCCCACAAGGAAGCAAAAAGCACAGUGAACAGACCUAUCAAGUGGGAUAAGACUUAUUAUUCAUUUACUGGAUUCAAGGAUCCUGAGGAGGAACUAGAGCAAGCCCAGAGAGUGGAAACAACUUUACUGUCCUGGCUAGAUGAUAAUGAAGCAAGUGCAGUAAAAAAGCUGAAAAAGAGUUUGCCGCUCAGAAAAGAAUUAGAACGUUUAAAAAUUGAACUUUCUCAUGAACUGCAGCUCUCCGAUAUCAGGUGGCAGAGAAGCUGGGGCAUUGCUCACCGCUGUAGUCAGCUGCACAGUCUGGGCCGCUUGGUCCAACAGCGACCUGAAAUAUUAGAGAAUGUUAAAGGACGCACGGUGGUAUUUACAGACCGCUCGGGUAUGAGUGCAGCAGGUCACAUCAUGCUGGGGACCAUGGAUGUUCACCAUCACUGGACCAAAGUUUUUGAGAGACUGCCAAAUUAUUACAAGCUUCAAAAAAGGCUGCUGCUUUUGGAAGAUCGGAUAAGCCAACUUCUGGGAGGCAUCCAAGUAAUAUAUAUUGAAGAACUGCAACCUCUGUUCACUCUAGAAGAGUACUUUGAGACUCUGAACUCUUUCUAUAAUAGACUCCGUGACAGCAGAUUACCUUUUCAUCCUCGCAGUCUGCGAGGCUUGCAAAUGAUUCUGGAAAGUGACAGAUAUGCACCAAGCCUACAUGAACUUGGACACUUUAUGAUCCCAACGGUCUGUGAUCCAGCAGCUCUUCAAUGGUUUAUUUUUGCCAAAGCACAGGAAGCAAGAGAGAAUUUGAAAAGAAAAGAGGAGAUGAUGAUUACAGAGAAGGAGCUAAUCAACACUUCUACAGAAAGAUUUUCUUUGGAUCGGCUGUACAAGGAGCCCAGUGUUUCCAGUGCACAGAUGAUAGAUUGUUGCAAGCGGCUGCUGGAGGAAUCCUUACCCUACCUGCAAGGCAUGCACCUUUGCAUUUCGCAUUUCUACUCUGUGCUGCAGGAUGGAGACCUGUGUAUACCUUGGAACUGGAAAAGCUGAGGGAUGUAUCUGAUAAUCAGAUGAAUUGUUUUAUUUUCUGUAAGAGGUUAUAAAUAUGAAUGUUUUUAAGAGUAAAUUAUUUAAAUCUGUAUUUUGAUAUCAGUAUUCAGCUCACAAAUUUUCUUCCAGCUGCUGCUGAGGAAGGAUUGCAGUUCUAGACAAUUUGCACAAUGCGCAGUAUUGGUAGUCCUGGGAAAGACAUCUGUACAUUAUCCAUACUACUGUAGGAGUCCCAAUGUAUGGUUACAGUUGUGAAACUGCAUUUUUGUAGUGAAUUCUGAAAAUACAUUAAAUUUCAAGUCUGCAGAAA